UAUGGCUGUCCCAACCUGUGCCCCAGCAGGUUGCAUUUGUCUUACAAGUCGGAGGAUAUCAGGGAAGGAGACCACUGUGAAGUCUGUGUUUAUCUGUACACUCUGGGUUGUCUGCUUCUGUUUGUGUGUGUGUAUGGCAGAGAGCGCCAGAAAUUCUCGACCUUGCGGUCUGUUCUUGUGUUUCAGGGUCUAUUCACCAUCCCGGCAAGUUCUGGGCCCAGAAUUUGUAAGUUAGGCUGCUGCCAACCCUGCCUUGACUCUGUUCUCUUGAAAAGUGUCUCUGUGACUCUAGCAUGCAACUUCACGCACUUGGCUCACUCCCAGAGAAAUAAAGGCUACUGACAGAUUGACCCUCCUGCCUGUAGCAAUGUUCACCCCGAGUAAGAGGAUGACCAGUUCUUCACGCGCCCAAGUUCUUUUCAUGUGGAAGCCAGACAGGGCUCAGAGCGGACCCCGCGGUGUGGAUAAGGAAACCCUCGCUUCAAGGCUCUUGCGUGACACUGAGACCUGUCGGCAGAAUUUUAGGAAUUUUCCAUACCCAGACCUGGCUGGACCUCGAAAGGCACUGAAUCAGCUCCGAGAGCUCUGCCUUAAGUGGCUGAGACCCGAGAUUCACUCCAAGGAGCAAAUCCUGGAGCUGCUGGUUCUGGAGCAAUUCCUGACCAUCCUGCCCGGGGAGGUCAGGACUUGGGUGAAGUCCCAGUACCCGAGGAGCGGCGAGGAAGUGGUGACUCUGGUGGAGGACUUGACUCAGAUUCUAGAGGAAGAAGAAGCAUCUCCGCAGAACUCUACCCUUUGGCAAGAGAUCCCAGAGGAAGACCCCAAAGGAAGACCAGGAGGGUGGCUGAACGACUUGGUGACCAAAGUGAGUGUCAGUUUCUUCUGUGGCUUGAAAAUUCCGUCUUCAUGUGUGAGGACAUUUUCUAACCUGGCCCUUUAACUUCUGUGGCCCCAGAAGUCCUAAUAGGCACCCGAGCCUCCAU
This is a messenger RNA of Vicugna pacos (alpaca), 983 nucleotides long. The record is from RefSeq and is a predicted model, not a curated record. Lineage: Eukaryota; Metazoa; Chordata; Mammalia; Artiodactyla; Camelidae.